Molecule: messenger RNA, 1689 nt
Organism: Hyaena hyaena (striped hyena)
Lineage: Eukaryota; Metazoa; Chordata; Mammalia; Carnivora; Hyaenidae
Gene: FSCN2
Product: fascin actin-bundling protein 2, retinal
Exons: 5
Coding region: 121-1689 (522 amino acids)
Biological process (GO): cell migration; establishment or maintenance of cell polarity; actin filament bundle assembly
Cellular component (GO): actin cytoskeleton; cytoplasm
Molecular function (GO): actin filament binding; protein-macromolecule adaptor activity
Source: RefSeq, a predicted model, not a curated record
GCUGCUGGUCAGAGGGCAGCGGGUCCAUGACGCCGGCCAGGCCUCUGGGGGAACUCGGGGGCCGAGAGCACGCAGAGAGAGCUUCCAGGCCCCUCGCGGGGCUGUGGGUCUGCCCCGAAGAUGCCCACCAACGGCCUGCACCAGGUGCUGAAGAUCCAGUUUGGCCUUGUCAACGACACUGACCGAUACCUGACAGCUGAGAGCUUCGGCUUCAAGGUCAAUGCCUCGGCCUCCAGCCUCAAGCGGAAGCAGAUGUGGGUGCUGGAGCCUGACCCGGGGCAGGGCACCGCCGUGCUGUUCCGUAGUAGCCACCUGGGCCGCUACCUGUCAGCCGAGGAGGAUGGGCGCGUGGCCUGCGAGGCCGAGCGGCCGGGUCGCGACUGCCGCUUCCUGGUCCUGCCGCAGCCCGACGGGCGCUGGGUGCUGCGCUCAGAGCCACACGGCCGCUUCUUCGGCGGCACCGAGGAUCGGCUGUCCUGCUUCGCCACGGCCAUCUCCCCGGCCGAGCUGUGGACCGUGCACCUGGCCAUCCACCCGCAGGCUCACCUGCUGAGCGUGAGCCGGAGGCGCUAUGUGCACCUGUGUCCGCAGGAAGACGAGCUGGCGGCAGACAGCAACACGCCGUGGGGGGUGGACGCGCUCCUCACCCUCAGCUUCGAGAACCGGCAGUACUGCCUCCGGUCCUGUGACAGCCGCUACCUGCGCAGCGACGGCCGCCUCGUCUGGGAGCCCGAGGCCCGAGCCCGCUACACGCUGGAGUUCAAGGCGGGCAAGCUGGCCUUCAAGGACUGCGACGGCCGCUACCUGGCGCCCGUGGGCCCCACGGCCACGCUGAGGGCAGGUCGCAACGCGCGGCCCAGCAAGGACGAGCUCUUCGACCUGGAGGAGAGUCACCCGCAGGUGGUGCUGGUGGCCGCCAACCACCGCUACGUGUCCGUGCGGCAAGGGGUCAACGUCUCUGCCAACCAAGAUGAAGAACAGCAUCAUGAGACCUUCCUGAUGCAAAUUGACCAGGAGACAAAGAAGUGCGCCUUCUAUUCCAGCACCGGGGGCUACUGGACCCUGGUCACCCAUGGGGGCAUCCAGGCCACGGCCACACAAGUCGCUGCCAACACCAUGUUUGAGACGGAGUGGCGCGGCCGGCGGGUGGCACUCAAGGCUAGUAAUGGGCGCUACGUGUGCAUGAAGAAGAACGGACAGCUGGCGGCCACUAGCGAUUUUGUGGGUGAGCGAGCACCCCUCACCUGGCCUGGGAUAGAGCCCGGGGGGGCGGCGGGCGCUGGGCCACCCCUCAGCCCCCACCACUCCCCACCAGGUGAGGACGAGGAGUUCAUUCUCAAGCUCAUCAACCGCCCCAUCCUGGUGCUGCGGGGCCCGGACGGCUUUGUCUGCCACCGUCGUGGCUCCAACCAGCUGGACACCAACCGCUCGGUCUACGACGUCUUCCACCUGAGCUUCAGCGACGGCGCCUACCACAUCCGAGGCCGCGGCGGCGGGUUCUGGAACAGCGGCAGCCACGGCCGCGUGCGCAGCGACGGCGAGCGCGCCGAGGACUUCCUCUUCGAGUUUCGCGAGCGCGGCCGCCUGGCCAUCCGCGCGCGGAGCGGCAAGUACCUGCGCGGCGGCGCCUCGGGGCUGCUGCGCGCCGACGCCGACGCCCCCACCGGGGCCGCGCUCUGGGAGUACUGA